Penicillium macrosclerotiorum is the source of this 1197-nucleotide messenger RNA. RefSeq lists its product as uncharacterized. Lineage: Eukaryota; Fungi; Ascomycota; Eurotiomycetes; Eurotiales; Aspergillaceae. The transcript has a single exon. Gene Ontology annotation, cellular component: cell surface; extracellular region. The record is from RefSeq and is a predicted model, not a curated record. The coding region runs from base 1 to 1197 and encodes 398 amino acids. Gene Ontology annotation, biological process: glucan catabolic process. Gene Ontology annotation, molecular function: glucan exo-1,3-beta-glucosidase activity.
AUGCCCACGCUCUCCUCCUUCCUCGCCCUUCUCAGCAUCGCCCAUAGAGCAAUCGGUGCCCCUCACCCAAACCCUCAGCUUGGGAACUACAUCAAUUGGCGCACCUUCCAGGGCCACGGUGUCAACCUAGGCGGCUGGCUCGAGCAAGAGUCCACAAUUGACACAACCUGGUGGGCCACGUACUCCGGCGGCGCCUCAGACGAAUGGGGCCUCUGCGCAAAUCUCGGCGCGCAAUGCAAGCCGGUUAUGGAACAACGCUACGAAACCUUCAUCACGACAGCGCACAUUGACAAACUCGCGGCAGCCGGUAUCACCGUCCUCCGAAUCCCCACCACCUACGCCGCCUGGAUUCAGAUGCCUGGCUCACAGCUGUACUCGGGCCGACAGCAAGAGCAUGUGCGGCGGAUCGCGACUUACGCGAUCACAAAACACGACAUGCACGUCGUGCUAGACAUCCACUCCCUGCCGGGCGGCACGAACGGGCUAGACAUUGGGGAGGCCGUCGGGCACUGGGGCUGGUGGCACAAUGAAACAGCGCUGACAUGGUCGCUGCGUGCGGUCGACGCGGCGGUCGCCUUCAUCGCGCACUCGGGCCACCCGGGCAGCUACUCGCUGUCGCCGAUCAACGAGCCCGCGGACAAUCAUAACUUCAGCGCCUUCGGUACGGCUGCGGCGCUGUCCGAUGAUGGCGCCGUCUGGCUGGCGCGAUACAUUAACAAGGUACUUGCGGCGGUAGCAGCGGUGGAUGCGCGUAUUCCGGUCAUGUUCCAGGGGAGCUUCAAGGCGCCGGAGUUCUGGACACCAUAUUUUGAUAAGCACGCGAACAUGGUGAUCGAUGUGCACCACUAUUACUGGCAGUACUCAAAUUCGAGCUCGGCCAAUUUGCCUGCGUUCUUGUGUGCGGAUGCACGCGCGAGUCAGGGCGACGGGACGUUCCCGACUUUUGUAGGGGAGUGGGCGAUGGAGGCCGGGACGGAGAAUGAGCUGGGCUUGCGGGGGCGGAACCUGCAGGCGGGCUUGUCGGCGUUUGCGGAGUUCACGCACGGCAGUACAUACUGGAACUCAAGGUUUUUGAGUAAUGCGACGACGGAGGGAGAAGGGCUGAAGCAGGAUUAUUGGAGCUAUGAGGAGUUUAUCGAGGCGGGGUUGACGGGGAGUGCGGUAAUCAAGCAGUACUGCAAGAAGAGAGGAUACUAG